GACGUUUUGAGAGACUGAGGAGGGAGGAAAGGGUGGCCCGGUUGAGGAUGGAGUGUGCAUUUGACGCACAGAAUCUGAUCUCCAUUUCUUUGAGGAAAAUCCAGAGCUCCAGGACGCAGAGAGGAGGCAUCAAGCUCCACAAGAACUUGCUGGUAACGUACGUACUGAGAAACGCCAGGCAGUUUUACAUGAGCAAAAACUUAUCGCAGGCGCAGAGGACGCAUCCGUACGAGGAUGUGGUUGCGGUCCGCGAGAGGCAAGAAUACCUCGAAUUGACGGGGAGCUUUACGGAGUUGGCUGAUGACUUCUACUGCAACUUUGCCGGGGUUGAGUCGGACACUUGGCACUGCGGAGCGCACCAGCCGAGCGGCCAGCCCGCAGAGGUGGCGCACCAAGACGCAUCUGCCUGCGCAAUGGUCUCACCGAGUGACUCUGACCUCAUGGUUUCGGAAGCCUGUUGGAGCUGUGCAGAGAAAUCCUCCUGGGACUUACCUAUCCCGAACACGCAAGCGAACCAAAAGACUGUCCUGGACUUGGACACUCAUGUGGUGACUACUGUCACAAACGGAUACUUCCAUUCAGACUGUUGCGCGCAGCCCAAACAGCCGCAGGGCGCGCAGUGCUACGCUAAAAAGCGAAAGAUGGACACAAGUUAUUAUAUUGUUGACCCAGAGUUUUAUCUGCCAGACUUUGGGCCGGUGCCGUGUAAGAGGAUGAGGACUGAUGAUGACUCGCUCACGGACUCGGAGCAGCUGGACAGCACGAACAUUUCCAACCUGAUCUCAGUGCUGGGCUCAGGUGGACUAUCUGAGUUUGUGAGUUGGCAGCAGACGGACCUUGAGCAAAUAUUCGCCACUCAAACAAUUUCUUUAAAACACACACUGUUAACAGGCAGCGGCUGGACGAGAGCGAUCGAAGCAUUUUGAUGUGUAUGGCUGUUUUACCUUUGUAUCUUUGUUUUAUUUUAUUGCUUUCAAAUAAACCAUGACACGAAUGCAAUCCUCUCUUUCUCUCUGCUCUGUUAUUGAAAUGAACUGUGACUCUAUGGAGCAAUGCUGCCCGUUCUUUAUAUUAGGACACUUACACGCGUUGUGCCAGGUCUCAUCUUUUCCUCACGGAGAAUGA
This is a messenger RNA of Salarias fasciatus (jewelled blenny), 1125 nucleotides long. RefSeq names its product immediate early response gene 5-like protein. The coding region runs from base 48 to 926 and encodes 292 amino acids. The record is from RefSeq and is a predicted model, not a curated record. NCBI's taxonomy places the organism in Eukaryota, Metazoa, Chordata, Actinopteri, Blenniiformes, Blenniidae. The transcript has a single exon.